CUUCCAUAGUAAUUAUCAAAUUACCAAAAUGGAAAAGUUAAUUUGACUUCUAUUCAAAUAUACAUGUAAUUUUUAAAAUUUGUUGGUCCAAUUAGUCACCAAAAAACAUCCAAAAAUAAUAGGCUAACAAACCACAACAAAGUUAGCAUAACAAACCUCUUCCCUCCCAUUUCUGGGGUCCCUUUUUUUCUCUCUCUUCUCCUCUUCAAUGGCGAUUUCAACACACAAGAAUAGCAUUUGGGACACUGUCCUAGAGCUUACCAAAACUGCCCAACAAAAGGGUACCGACCCUUUUUUGUGGGCAAUUCAAAUUUCCUCAAAUUUGAACUCUGUAAAUGUUUCUUUGCCUUCUAUUGAACUUUCUCAUACUAUGGUGUCCUACAUUUUUUGGGACAACAACGUUCCUUCUGCUUGGAAGUUUCUGGAAAAAGCCCUUAUGUUGAACAUGGUUCCUCCUUUGCUUGUUCUUGCUCUCCUUUCUACUAGGGUCAUUCCUUGCCGACAUUCUCGACCCACUGGAUAUAGGCUUUACAUGGAAUUUUUGAAGAGAUAUGCUUUUAAGUUGAAGUCUCAGAUCAGUGUGCCUGAUUUUGGAAAAGUCAUGAUGUCAAUUGAGCAUGCCCUGUGUCUUUCUCAGAUAUUUGGUUCACGAGCAAGUGAACCAAAUGUUCUUUUGGUUGAAUUUGUGUUUACUAUCAUGUGGCAGCUGCUUGAUGCAUUACUAGAUGAUGAGGGGUUACUGGAACUUACCACAGAGAAGAAAUCUUUCUGGGCUAUUACUACUCAAGAGAUGGAUAUUGAUCCUUAUGAUAAUUAUGACGAGAAGAAGUUUGAACAACUUGACAAAUUGAGAAGAAUGAAUACUGAGAUGGCCUUUGAGAUUAUUGGACAAUUUUUUCAAAAUGGAGUCACCUCUCGAAUGAUUUGCUUGGUACGCCAUAACAUGCCAAAACAAUGGGCAGCUUUUACUGAAAGAUUAGAGUUGCUUGCAACAAACUCAUUAACGUCAAGGAAUCCAAAGAUUUUAUGUCCCAAAAUGCUUUUAGAAUUGACUUCUGGUGCUCGAAAAUUUUCAUCCUGGAAAUACAAAAAGUCGGAAGAGUUUUCUGGUGAUUUGGAUUUCAUAUCACUGGCUUCUCCUGCUCAUGGUCAAGAAACUAGCCAUUCGGGUUUGUGGCUUCCGCUUGAUAUAAUUUUGGAGGAUGUCAUGGAUGGAUCUCAAGUUACAGCAACAAGUGCGGUCGAGAUCAUUACUGGUCUGGUGAAGUCCCUUCAAGGGAUUAACAAUACCUCCUGGUAUGAUACCUUUCUAGCCUUGUGGAUUGGUGCUCUACGUUUCGUUCAAAGGGAAAGGGAUCCAAUGGAAGGGCCAGUUCCUUGCCUUGACACCCGGAUGUGUGUUUUGUUGUCGAUCACUCCUCUAGUGGUUGCUGAUCUUAUAGACGAAGAGGAAAAUCCACUCGAUGAAUCAGAAAGUAAGUUAAUCAAUAAUUGGAAUAAAAGAUGUGAUACCUACACCCGUCGCAAAGAUUUGGUUUCCUGCUUGCAGAUACUUGGCGAUUAUCAGUCCUUGCUGUCCCCACCUCAAUCUGUUGUUCCUGCAGCCAAUUUGGCUGCUGCAAAAGCAAUGAUGUUUGUUUCAGGCAUUGAUGUCUCUGGUGGAUACUUUGAGUGCAUUAAUGUGGAUGAUCUACCAACUAACUGCGCUGGGAAUAUGCGCCACUUAAUAGUUGAAGCUUGCAUAGCUAGGAAUCUUCUUGAUACAUCGGCAUAUUUUUGGCCAGGCUAUGUGAAUGGUCAAAUAAAUCAAUUUCCUAGUCGUAUUCCUUCUCAAGUGCCUGGUUGGUCAUCAUUUAUGCAAGGAGCUUCACUUAGACCUGUGAUGAUCAAUUCUAUGGUUGUUGCUCCUGCUUCAAGUUUAGCAGAGCUGGAGAAAGUAUUUGAGCUUGCAAUGAGCGGAUCAGAGGAUGAAAAGAUUUAUGCAGCCACAAUUCUUUGUGGGGCAUCCUUACUUCAGGGAUGGAAUGUGCAGGAGCAUACUGUGUCGUUUAUAACUAGGUUACUGUCUCCUCCAGUUCCUGCUGAUUUUCUGGGUAAUGACAGCCAUCUUAUAGCAUAUGCACCAAUGCUUUUUGUGCUCUUGGUUGGAAUAGCACCAGUUGACUGUGUCCAGAUCUUCUCGUUACAUGGCUUGGUGCCUCAACUUGCUGCAUCAUUAAUGACAAUCUGUGAAGUUUUUGGAUCAUGUGUUCCUAAUGUUUCAUGGACAGUAAAUGAGGAAGAAAUUUCUGCUCAUGCUGUUUUUUCAAAUGCAUUUGCCCUCCUUUUGAAGCUCUGGCGGUUCAAUCAUCCGCCUCUCGACUAUGGUGUGGGAGAUGUACCUCCAGUUGGGUCUCAACUUACACCAGAGUACCUCUUAUUAGUGCGGAACGCUCUCCUUUCAUCUGCAGGAUAUGUGCUCAAGGAUCGUAACAAAAGAAGACUUUCAGCUGUUUUUAGUGCAUCAUGCCCAAAACCCAUAUUUGUUGAUUCCUUUCCAAAAUUGAAAGUCUGGUAUCGUCAGCACCAAGCAUGCAUUGCUGCACCUCUCUCUGGUCUAAUUCCUGAAAGUCCCGUGCAUCAGAUUGUUGAGGUACUUUUAAAUAUGAUUUUCAGAAAGAUCAACAAAGGAGUUCAAUCUUCUGCAACUUCUGGAAGUAGUAAUUCUUCUGGGCCUGCUAGUGAAGAUAGCUCUUUAAGACCCCAGUUGCCUGCUUGGGAUAUUCUGGAAGCUGUUCCCUAUGUCGUUGAUGCAGCCUUAAGUGCCUGUGCUCAUGGACAGGUCACUCCUCGUGAGCUAGCUACAGGUCUUAAAGAUCUUGCUGAUUUUCUUCCUGCGUCUUUGGCAACAAUAGUGAGUUACUUUUCUGCUGAAGUGACUCGGGGAAUAUGGAAACCGGCUCUUAUGAAUGGAACAGAUUGGCCAAGUCCUGCUGCAAAUUUAUCCAAUGUUGAGGAACAAAUCAAGAAAAUACUUGCUGCAACUGGGGUUGAUGUUCCAAGCCUUGCUGCAGCAGUAAAUUCUCCAGCUACUCUUCCCCUGCCAUUGGCUGCAUUUUUGAGCCUCACUAUAACCUAUAAACUUGACAAAGUAUCGCAGCGUUUCCUCAAUCUGGCGGGACCAGCUCUUGAGUCCCUUGCAGCUGACUGCCCAUGGCCGUGCAUGCCUAUUGUGGCUUCUUUAUGGACACAAAAGGCAAAACGUUGGAGUGAUUUCCUUGUCUUCUCGGCAUCACGUACCGUCUUCCUCCAUGACAACAAUGCUGUGGUUCAGCUUCUCCGGAGUUGCUUUACCACCACACUUGGCCUGAGCACUAACCCUUCUUCAAGCAGAGGUGGGGUUGCUGCCCUUCUUGGCCAUGGAUUUGGGUCUCAUUUUAAUGGGGGGAUAUCUCCUGUUGCUCCAGGAAUCCUAUACUUGCGUGUAUAUCGUUCUGUCAGAGAGAUCAUGUAUUUGGCAGAGGAAAUAAUAUUUCUCUUAAUGCAGUCUGUACGAGAGAUAGUAGGUGCUGGGAUAUCUAAGCAAUCAAGAAAGAAACUUAAAAGGACAAAAAUUGGACCAAUAUACGGGCAGGUCUCACUCGAUGUGGUAAUGACUAAAGUGAAAUUGGCAGCUUCUCUUGCUGCUACACUUUUGUGGUUAUCUGGGGGACAGUGCUUGGUUCAGUGUCUAUUAAAAGAAACUCUACCUUCUUGGUUCAUAUCAGUUCAGAGAUCUGCACUAGAAGAAGAAUCAGAAGAAAUAGUUUCAACAUUUAGAGGUCAUGCAUUGGCGUAUUUUGCAGUCCUUUGUGGAGCCUUUGCUUGGGGUGUUGACUCAUCAUCACCUGCAUCCAAACGACGCCCUAGAAUUCUUGGGCAAUACUUGGAAUUUCUAGCGAGUGCUUUGGAUGGUAAGAUCUCUUUGGGUUGUGAUUCAGUUGUAUGGAAGGCCUAUGUUUCAAGGUUCAUAAACUUGAUGGUAGGGUGCACACCAAAUUGGGUGGUGGAAAUGGACGUGAAUGUAUUGAUGAGAUUGAGUGACGGACUGAUUCACUGGAAAGAAGAGGACAUUGCUUUUGCAUUGCUCACGACUGGUGGGAUGAAUACCAUGGGUGCAGCUGCAAAGCUCAUAGUAGAAAGUGAAAGAUAACAUACAUCUUUCUUUCUUUCUUUUUGCUGCACCUGAAAUUCUAUAAAAGGUGCCUGCUAGUUUAGUAGUUUCUAGUAGAAUUGUACAUGAGUUUCAUCUUCAUGUAGGGUAGUUGUGCAGCCAUGACCACAUUGUAUUUUUUUUUUUAUUUGAAGUUCACUCAUAUCGAGAUUAUGCAACUAAUCUUUGUACCAUAGCUGUCUUUUUUAACCUUGCUACGAGUAUUAAUUAAGGAGAGGUGUAUAGUAUUGGUUUUUUUUUUAUCCAAUGAACUCGGUGAUGAUUUUUUCA
This is a messenger RNA of Chenopodium quinoa (quinoa), 4462 nucleotides long. Its product is annotated as mediator of RNA polymerase II transcription subunit 33A-like. The record is from RefSeq and is a predicted model, not a curated record. Gene Ontology annotation, cellular component: mediator complex. Gene Ontology annotation, biological process: regulation of phenylpropanoid metabolic process. Lineage: Eukaryota; Viridiplantae; Streptophyta; Magnoliopsida; Caryophyllales; Amaranthaceae. The transcript is spliced from 12 exons. Bases 209 to 4171 code for a protein of 1320 amino acids.